This is a messenger RNA of Argentina anserina (silverweed cinquefoil), 2564 nucleotides long. RefSeq names its product G-type lectin S-receptor-like serine/threonine-protein kinase At1g11410. Gene Ontology annotation, biological process: recognition of pollen; protein phosphorylation. The transcript is spliced from 7 exons. NCBI's taxonomy places the organism in Eukaryota, Viridiplantae, Streptophyta, Magnoliopsida, Rosales, Rosaceae. Gene Ontology annotation, molecular function: ATP binding; protein serine/threonine kinase activity. Bases 35 to 2455 code for a protein of 806 amino acids. The record is from RefSeq and is a predicted model, not a curated record.
UCACACGCAUUGUGGAAUUGCAAAUGCCCCGAAGAUGCUCUUGAAGUCUUUGCGUCUCCUCCUCCUCCUCUUCCAAGUUUGCACUUGCAGAGACACCUUGAGAUCGAACCAAGAAAAGCUCAAGGAUGAAGAUGGUGGGCUUCUGGUGUCUAAAGAAAGCAACUUUGAGUUGGGUUUCUUCAGCCCUGGAAAUUCAAGCAACCGAUACGUGGGCAUAUGGUACUCUCAAUCUAGAGUGUCUGAGAAAACAGUGGUGUGGAUUGCAAACAGAGACAACCCCAUCAAUGAUACCUCUGGAGUUUUCACUAUAAACAGGUACGGAGAGCUAGUGCUUUAUGCUUAUAACACGGAGACCAGUCCUAUAUGGUCUGCAAAUGUGUCUCAUCCAGUUGAAAACAGCAGUACCUUAUCUGCAUAUGUUCAGCUUUUGGAUACUGGUAACUUAGUUAUGUUUCGGAAUGAUAAAGAUGUAAUCUUUGUAUGGCAAAGUUUUGAUUAUCCUACAGAUACUCUAGUCCCUGGUAUGAAAGUUGGGAUGAAUUGGAAAACUGGGGUAGAAUGGGUUUUAACAUCUUGGAAAUCACAAGAUGACCCUGGGACUGGGGACUUUACCUUUAGGCUUCAUAGUUGGAACAUCAAUGCCAUAUCCCAAUAUUUUAUUUAUAAGAAUUUAUCCAAGUAUUGGCGAAGUGAUCCAGAGCCAUGGCCUAAUGUGGUAAGAAAUGCAGAGGAAAUGUCUUAUAUACUAGGUUAUAACACCAAUGAACUUACAAUUAUGAAGUUGAAGUUUUCUGGAUUACAUCAGCACUUAGUAUGGGAUGCUGGUGAGCAUCAAUGGAAGGAGCUGUGGUCGUCACCGAAAUACCAGUGUGACUGGUAUGGACAUUGUGGUGCUAACAGCAAAUGUAGCACCGACAGCGGUAAUCUGUUUGAGUGUGAGUGUUUACCGGGGUAUGAACCAAAAUCUAUAAGUGGUUGGAAUAGGAGGGAUGGGUCAGAUGGAUGUGUGAGUAAACGGAUGGGGUUGUCAAAGUGUGGGAAUGGAGAAGGGUUUGUGAAGGUGGCAAAGGUGAAAGAUCCAGACCCAUCGAAAGGAGCAUUGUUGAAAACAAGUAUGAGUACCAAAGAGUGUGAGCAGGAGUGCUUAAAAAAUUGCUCUUGUAGGGGAUAUUUGAGCAAAAAGAUUGAUGGGGUUCGUGAUUGCUUGACAUGGUAUGAUGACUUGAUGGACAUUUUGGUUUACACAGAAGCCGGACGAGAUUUAUAUGUUCGUGUGGAUAAAAUUCAGUUAGCUGAGAAUGAACAAGGAUUCUUCAGAAGAGGCAUGCUUGUUAUUCCAGUACUGUUUUCUCUACUGGCCCUCAUACUAAUCAAUGCACUUGCAUGUUGGUUGCUUAAGAGAAGGGGGAAGAUAAAAGACUUUAUGGAGGUGGAUGAACUUGAGGAAAGCAAGAGACAUCCGGAAUUGCAAUUUUUUGAUCUGAACACACUAAUAGCUGCCACAGAUAAUUUCUCUUAUGUUAAUAAACUUGGCGAAGGUGGUUUUGGUUGUGUUUAUAAGGCUGAGCUACCAAAUGAACAGAAGGUUGCUGUAAAAAGGCUGUCUAGCAGCUCAGGACAAGGGGUUGAUGAAUUCAAAAAUGAAGUUGAACUGAUAGCAGGACUUCAACACAGGAAUCUUGUGAAGCUUUUAGGUUGUUGUAUAAAGGGAGGAGAAAGGAUACUGGUCCUGGAAUACAUGCCAAAUAAAAGCUUGGACUCCUUUCUUUUUGAUAAGACAAGGUCUUUCUUAAAUUGGGAACAGCGUUUUGACAUCAUCAACGGAGUUGCUCGUGGGCUUUUGUAUCUUCACCAGGACUCCAGAUUAAGGAUUAUUCACAGGGAUCUAAAAACCAGCAAUAUUCUUCUAGAUGCUGAGAUGACCCCGAAGAUUUCAGACUUUGGCAUGGCAAGAAUCUUCGAUGGGGACAAACUUCAGGAUAAGACAAAAAAAGUUGUUGGAACAUAUGGCUACAUGUCACCAGAGUAUGCAGUGUAUGGGAGAUUCUCCACGAAAUCAGAUGUGUUUGGUUUUGGGAUUAUACUAUUGGAGAUUGUUAGUGGCAAGAGAAACAAUGGUUCUUAUGAGGAUGAUUAUUCCAUGAACCUGAUAGGACAUGUUUGGCAUCUGUGGAAAGAAGGAGCAGCCUUAGAAAUAGUUGAUUCGUCAUUACAAUCAUAUCAACCUGAUGAAGUCUUGAUAUGCAUUCAAGUUGCACUGUUGUGCGUGCAAGAAAAUCCAAAAGACCGGCCAGCUAUGUCAUCGGUCGUGUUCAUGUUGACUGGUGAGACAUCUCUUCCAUCUCCUGACCAGCCUGCAUUUGUCUUUGCCAAAAAUUCAAGCAUUCUUGCUGAUCCAAAAGAACUGUAUUCUAUUAAUGACUUGACAAUAACAAUUAUGGAAGCUCGAGGAUGAGGUAUACCCUUUUGUUUAUCCCUAAUUUAUACUAGCUUCUUUAAACUGUGUUACACAGACAACAAGCAUUAAACCAGGAAAGUAAUUAAAAGAAGCUGGUGCACAGUUC